Molecule: messenger RNA, 2737 nt
Organism: Mytilus californianus (California mussel)
Lineage: Eukaryota; Metazoa; Mollusca; Bivalvia; Mytilida; Mytilidae
Exons: 19
Coding region: 40-1659 (539 amino acids)
Molecular function (GO): calcium ion binding
Source: RefSeq, a predicted model, not a curated record
AUUACCAAGGUGAAGUUCAGAUAUUACAACUGCAUCAACAUGAAUACUGAGAGAUUAAACAGGUUAAACAUGCUGGUGUUCAAGCAAGCCAACAUAAGAAAGAUGCAGGACGCUAUAAAAAGCCUGUUUGAUAUCUUCCAUGAUAUACUAGAGAAAGAUUUUGAUUAUGGUGCAUACUUUUGUGCUAAAGAAGUACUUGAUAGGUUACAGAGUGUGGACCAGAAAUACUGGAAAGAUAUCCGUAAUCUGUAUCUACAUGAUGAAUAUUAUGGGUAUAGUGAUGGAAACUUCUCAGACGAUGAAAUGAACAAUCCUGCCAAGUUAAUGAUGGAUAUGUUAUCGGUGCUGUGUAAAUGUAAAGAUGGAGUGAUGGAGAAAGUUGAGCAAAAAACCCAAGAAAUGCAGCAGUUGGAAGCUAGACAUGAUGAAAUGAGAAAUAAAACAACAGAUUUGUAUCAACAGUUACUUGAUGAGAAGAGGGAGAAUGCUGAUAGAAAGAUGGAAUUUGCUAAGUUACAGGGAAAAGUUAACUUAAUGGAAAAAAUGGUGGAAGAGAAAACAAAUAAAAUUACAGAGCUUUUGAAAGACAAAACUGUGCAAUUAUCUGCAAAAGAAAAGGAGAAAUUGUUAGAAAAUGCAAAUAAAAAGAUUGAAGAAUUAGAGGAAGAAAUAAUGGAGAUGAAAGCCAGUAAACAGAGAGCAACUAGAAGGAUGUCGUGCAUAGAUGAUCAAAACAAGAUUUUAAAAUUGAAACAGGAAAGGACAAGCUAUGGAGAGGAUUGUGUGGAUGGUGACUUAGGAGGUUCAGAUGAGGUACAACAAUUAAAACGAGAAGUAUAUGUUAAAGAUAAGGAUAUAGCUCAUUUAGAGGAUCAGUUUUACUCAGAACAAAAAGUAGUUUUAGGUAUAAUUGGUGGAAUCAGAACCGAUGUCAAUAUUUUGAGUGAAAAGUUUUACAUAGAAGAAGAACAUAUCAGGGAUCCUGAUUUCGUUAAAUUGACAAAAUAUAUAGACAAGAUAUAUAAUAGUGCUGCUGAAGGAAGGCUUGCUAUCAUAAAGAACAUGCUACCACCACAUUAUACAUACUAUGACAAGGAACUAAAAGUAAGAAAAUUAAGAAGAUUGUCUAAAGCAGCAUCAGUACCCCAUAUGAUACCUACAGAGAUUAGGACACCACUACCUACUAUUGGUGCUGCAUUGGGAACAUUAGGUAGUAAGACAAGCAAUGGAGAAAUUACCAGCAUACCAGAAACACCUACUCCAACAAGAAAGUUAGAUGUUGUUUGUGAAAAUCCAGUGAUAAUUAAUCCAAAUACAGGUAGAGUCAACAGCAUGAUAUACCUCCAGCACUUCCCUCAUAUGGCACAACAUUUUGUCCUUGAUCAUUGGAAAAAGUUUAAAGAAUAUGAUACAGAUAAUGAUUCAGCAUUAGAUCUUCUUGAGGUGACAAAAAUUUUGCAAAAUAUAGGAUGCCAGUAUACUCCAGAUCAAAUUGAGGAAGCAAUAGAAGAAGUAGACAGAGACAAUUCACAUACACUGGACUUCUUUGAAUAUUUGCUAGUGGUAGAUAAAAUCACCAAAAAAUCAGGAAAGGGUAAAUUAUUUCAAACUGGCCUAAAACAGAACCAGGAGGCAUCUAAGGCUUGUGUUAUUCAGUGACUUAAUAUUGAAAACCUGAUAAUUGGUUAAAAUUACUGAUACCAGUAUUGUGCUCAUAAGAUCUCAAAGAUAUCUGUGAUAAUACAUCUGUUUAGUUGAAUCUCAUUAUGUUAAACUCAGGUAGACAAGGAAGUUAACUCACAGUUUUACUGCAAAAUCAUAACCACCUUAUGGAUGUAUGGGUCUAGAACAUACUUUAGCAUAAGAAUUGUAAAUAUUUUGUGAGUUGUGGGGCUUCUGAAAAAGUGCAUUCAAAGGCACAUGAUUAUAAUAACCACUUCAAAAGUCAGGCUAGUAAGAACAUUUGCACCCCUCCAAAUUACUCUUGGUACUUUCCUACUUUACUGUGAUAUUUAGAAAUUUUUGUUAUUGAUCUUUUAAAGAUUUUAGUUAUAUAUAUCACCUGGAUAUACCUCUUUCUACAUAAUAUUUUAUGACAUUUGUACCACUCUGAGUGGGAGAAUAAAACUAUAUUUUAGAGAUUAGUGAACAGUGUAUUGAAUUUUAGUAAAAACUAUCAAAUAUUGAUGUAUUCCACUCAUAUUCAUUACUUUUCAUCAUGGAAUAACCAAGAUUGUUGAAAUAUUUGCUACUUCAUUAAGUCUCAGUAAGUCAGCAUAAAAAUUUAGCUUUUUUUUUUAUCUUUAAUUCAUAUUAGAAACAAAGCUAAUGAAACUAAUGCUUUAAACAUGGUAGCAUAAUGGAUGCCAAACAGGUCAUUACAUAACAUGUACUUUCAAUUUGAUACUGACAAAACUAUUAUUACUGUUUGAAUGCAUUUAUGGUCGAGGUAGUUUUCAUAGAGUAUGUUUUGUUUAAAUGUAUUUAGGAACCAGGUAGUUUUCAAAGAGCAUUUUUUGUUUGAAUGUAUUUAUGUACCGGGUAGUUUUCAUAGAGCAUGUUUUAUUUGAAUGUAUUUAUGUACCAGUUAGUUUUCAUAGAAUAUGUUUUGUUUGAACUUAUUUAUGUAUUUGGUAGUUUUCAUAGAGCAUGUAAGGCUGUGAAAAUGUUAUUUGUUUUGUUAAUAUUGUUUCAUUUUAUUGUAUAUAUAUUUAUAUUAAAAUAUUACAAGAUAGAA